AUGGACUGGGACUUGUUCCUUCUCGCCCGCGAUCUUAACGAUUUCCUUGAAGAUCCUACAAAUGAGAGCAUCUUCGCCCACGUCAAGUUCGAGGCCGCUAGGGGAUACAUCAUUGAGAUCCCGGCCGAAUUGUUUAGGUGGAGACUUGAACAUGACUGCAAGCUCGUUGUCGUCGUCGCGGAAAGCAAAAAGGCAAUGAUGGACAAGAGCCUGAUGCCUAAAGUCGGCACAACCGUACGGGAAGCUUUAAGUACUGGACACCCAGUCAGAUCGGAUGUGGUAGUCUAUACGUACAGCGAGCUUUUCACUCUUCUCAAGAGCUUUCGAGACCAGAAUUUCUGGAACCAAGCUUCCCAGUUCUUCUGCUUUCCGUUCACAACGUUCUUGAUGGAUGUGGACCCUGGUUUCAGUGCGGAAUUUGUCCUGGCACUGAACGCUGCGACCAUCUUCACCAACACAUUCAACCAGCAGAACCCAGGCACCACUAUGAGGCUGAUAACCAUGUCGCCUGAGCCCAUCCACCCAUUCAUCUUGAAACUGUUCCAGCGAUUUCACUCCGUCCGGUUCUAUGAAAUACCCCCUAUUGAAGACAACUACGCCCCCCAGCAUGUUGAUUCGCGGAACAUGAAGAAAGCACUGCGUAACAUCAGGGAGUGGAUCGAGCGACAUGGCAGAAAUCAGAAGAAUACCAUCAUCACGUUCUGCGGUGCGGAUCUUAUGCCUGAUGAAUGGCGCGGAGACCCGUUCAUCGAAAACUUCAGACAGAUUCAAGUAAUCCACGCCGGGAUUCUAGGCAUCAUCCAGUCCAGCAAUGAGAAUAUGCUGAUUUCCUUUCCCGAGACCUUUGAGACCGACUUCAAACUUGAGUAUUCUGGAAGUGUACACAUAGUAGGGAGUCCUGUACGGAAACGACGUAUCUUGGAUCGGCAGACUGGUCACGAAGUUGAAGCCACACUUGUGCUGUCGAAGCGAGAGCGCGAAGCCCAGAUAUCCGCGGCAUCGUGGUUCUACAUCGAUGACAGGUUUGUGCGAUUCUAUGCACCCUAUGAUUACGUUACGUCUCCCGACGUCGACUUUCCUCGUCGCAUGAAGUUUGCCUGUGAGCAGAUCGAAGGAUUUGUCGCGGCAUGGACGGAUCUAGGAAACUGGCCUGAUGAAACGUUUGACAUUCUUAGCCAUGUCUUGAAUGUCGAGAACGCGAUGGCUACCGACAUUGCUCUCCCUCCUAACACAGUCCCUUCUGCCACAGCUGAUGGGGAUAGCAUUGAUUAUUAUAAUAUCAACUCUGCUCUCGAUCGAACCCAGCAACGCUUGCAGCUCCAAGGCCUCAUCGGGCUCAAUUAUACAUUUGGUACAGCUAUCCCUGCCAACCGUGAGAGGUUCUUCCACGACCUGAACCAGGUUACAAACUACAAUGGCAAGGCCGCAUAUGCCACAGCACUUGAAUCGGCGCCAAAACUCAGUCAGCUCAAGAUGCACCUGCUUGCGGCUCUUUGGGUCGGUAUGAAGCGACUCAUCCAAGUCGACUGGCGAGACAACGACAGAAAUGUCAGCCGGGAGGUUGACAGCCUUAUUGGCUUCAGCAGUACCGCCACUAUUGCUAAAUACGGUACGCUGUGGUCCAAGCUGGGCUUGAUGGAGGCCCUCUGGGCGAAGCACGCAUCAGGAUUUUGUCCCGAUAGCACUGCUUCACAGAUCAUUGAUGGCCGCAUCUCAGCCUCUACGUUCGCGAGGUCAAUGUGGAUGAGUUAUAGGCAAAACAUAUCCGCUUUGGCAGCCCGUGAAGGUGUUGCAAUGCCUUCUGUCGAUGGCUUCUUCCUCAGAGACUUCGAAAUCAGGGAAGAUGAUUACGACCAGCUGUGUCGGGACUUCAUCAAGGCGUACUCGAACCAGAUCGGAAUAGUCACGAUGAAACGCGGCGAUGUUUUGCACAUAAAAGACUUUGCAUCUGGAGAACGGCUCGAUUGCACGGCCGAUGUUCUGAAUCUGGUCGAUUGGGCAUACAUCGCUGAGAAGGAGACAGACUCGCGUUUCCUUGGGUUCUAUACCACAGCAUCUCGAGUCUCACAGAGGACUAGAACCGAGAUCUCUGACUGGAACUGGAUCCCCGCUGGGCUCUGGGCAGACUGGAACCAGGAGGUGCAGGGGGGGACAGAAGCUUUCAAGACGCACGGGGCCGCUAGCCCUUCACGUCGGGUUCACAAGUCUCACCGGAAUCCCGACGAAGUUCCGAAAUGA
Fusarium musae is the source of this 2238-nucleotide messenger RNA. RefSeq lists its product as uncharacterized. Lineage: Eukaryota; Fungi; Ascomycota; Sordariomycetes; Hypocreales; Nectriaceae. The record is from RefSeq and is a predicted model, not a curated record. The coding region runs from base 1 to 2238 and encodes 745 amino acids. The transcript has a single exon.